This is a messenger RNA of Octopus bimaculoides (California two-spot octopus), 612 nucleotides long. RefSeq lists its product as uncharacterized. The record is from RefSeq and is a predicted model, not a curated record. Lineage: Eukaryota; Metazoa; Mollusca; Cephalopoda; Octopoda; Octopodidae.
AUGUUUAUUUCGGAUGAACUGGGCUGCUGCACGAAAACGAAGGCAAAAAUUAUCGUAAAACAAAGUGCAACACCAAUAUUUAAGCCAAGACGUAAUGUACCGUUCGCGGCACUAGAACAAGUAAAUAAGGAACUUGAAAGCCUAGGAAUAAUCGAAAAGACGGACCACUCAGAUUGGAGAGCGCCUACGGUCUACGUAAAAAAGAAAAAUGAUAAGUUACGAGCUUGUACAGAUUUUUCAACGGGAUUAAACGAUUGCCUAAACUCACAUAACUACCCGUUGCUGAGUCCUGAGGAAGUGUUCGCAAAAUUGAAUAGAGGGAAAUUCUUCUUAAAAUCAGACCUCUCGGAGGCAUACUUACAAAUACAAGAAGAAUACGCACACUUAUUAGUCAUUAAUACACACCAUGGCUUAUUUAAAUUGAAGCGGCUUUCCUUCGGUGUAAAAGUUGCUCCUUCCGUAUUUCAACAAAUAAUGGAUACAACACUGGCGGACUGUGAUUUUGCUAUCGCCUAUUUAGACAAUAUCCUAAAACAAAAAAAAAGCGAAUCACACGAACAUGUAGAACGCGUUAAAAUGGGUAUUCGGAAAGAUAAGAGAAUAUGGCUUUAA